AUGAAUUUUGAUGGGGAUUCUCGAGGUAAUCCUGGAGCUUCAGGAGCAAGGUGUAUAAUUCAUUCUCCAGAUGGAGUAGUAAAAGAAAAACAAGAAAAAGUGCUAGAAGAUGAUACUAAUAAUGUUGCAGAAAUCAAAGCAGCCAUCGAAGGUUUAUCAAUUUGUAGGGAACUUGGAUUAAAGAAAGUGGAAAUUGAAGUGAAGCGAAUCCUUGGAGAAGAAUUCCUUGGAACAUACCACAAAUAUAGGGUGAAUAUGGUAAUCCCAAUAGUGUUUGUGGCCACUAUUCUUCAUUCAAGCCUCUCUAAAGAAAAGAUCGAAGCUCUAUGUAGAAAGGUUUUUAAGGCAGACCUCGUGGGAGACUUAAGCAUGUUGCAGGGAUGUCAAGUAAGAUUUAAGUUCUCAAUACAAGAGAACGCACUAUCCUCAAGACAUUCUUCUGAGCUGUGUAGGAUUAGUAGGGGCAGUUCGUUAGUGCUUUGCAAGGAUAGAGACUUCUUGCAGUCAGAAGGUGUUGCACAUGUAAAAAUUGUUGAAAUGUUGCUACUUAUUAAACACUUGUUGGGUUCUGAAGAUCACCAUCUGCCAUCAAGAAUGAUUGAAAUGAACAUUUGGCAAUUGAAGGAGGACCAAGUGCAAGGGGAGGAGAAUAGAACUCUGCGAAGCGCAGUGUUUUUUUUGUUAGCUUUCUAUUCUUUUAAGGCUCUCGUUGGUGCAUUGAAAGGUAUUCCAGAGUACGAUGCAAGAGAAGGCAUAUAUUUCGAAGCGCUCUCUGCAGAUUUGCAGAACUUCGCAUUUUAAAAAAGUAAUAUUGUUUUUUAAUUUAAUGAGCAACAUCUGCUGACGCACACAUCUGGCUGAUCGAGUGUAGGAAAUUCAAGGUGGCAUUCUGUAAAAUGGGCUUUGGUUUCAGGGCUUUGUGUUGUCGUCCAUGCCUUGUGAUGUUUCUUUGAUCUCCUUUUUUGAUUUUCGUCCCUUAGAAAUCCCUUCUUGAGGACUGCAUAUUAUUCUCUCUAUUUCAUCUGUUCAGUUGAACAAGCACUAGAGCAAUUAUGGCUCGACUAUUAUCGGACAUAUUCCUGGGAAUUUCUCUGACCGUCCUUUUUCUCUGUCCAUAGUUGUAACAUAUAUUACCUAGGGUUUCAAGUUUUGAUUGAUGUCAGCUCAACAUUUUUUUAUUUUUAAUCAUAUGUUUGGGGGGCCAAUAGCAUGGCUUGGUUUGUACUUUGUCAAGAGUAUGCUAGGUCUAUUUCCCAAUUUGACAGAAAUAUGUAAUCAACUUUUAACACUUGUCUGCACGUAGGGGUUUUGUAACUUCUGAAAGCAAUAUCUUAAAAACUCAGAACAGUUCCAUAUGUAAAUAUAUCACUUGGCUGCAACCAUACUAGGUUUAUGUUG
Molecule: messenger RNA, 1398 nt
Organism: Cryptomeria japonica (Japanese cedar)
Lineage: Eukaryota; Viridiplantae; Streptophyta; Pinopsida; Cupressales; Cupressaceae
Exons: 4
Coding region: 1-801 (266 amino acids)
Molecular function (GO): nucleic acid binding; RNA-DNA hybrid ribonuclease activity
Source: RefSeq, a predicted model, not a curated record